This is a messenger RNA of Aureobasidium pullulans EXF-150, 823 nucleotides long. RefSeq names its product phosphoglycerate mutase-like protein. The transcript has 2 exons. Gene Ontology annotation, biological process: ribose phosphate biosynthetic process. The record is from RefSeq and is a predicted model, not a curated record. The coding region runs from base 46 to 750 and encodes 234 amino acids. Gene Ontology annotation, molecular function: sedoheptulose-bisphosphatase activity. NCBI's taxonomy places the organism in Eukaryota, Fungi, Ascomycota, Dothideomycetes, Dothideales, Saccotheciaceae.
UAGACCAUUUCAUAUUUUCAUUCAGUUCUCACACCCACCACAACAAUGCCCGACAAAGACGCCGGCACCCCCCGUGUCUUCCUCAUCCGCCACGGCGAGACCGAAUGGUCCAUGUCCGGCAAACACACCGGCAAAACCGACAUCCCUCUGACCGCCCACGGCGAAUCCCAAGUCCGCAGCACCGGCGCCAUCGCCGUCGGCAACAACAAGCUUAUCGACCCUUCCAAGCUAGGCAUGUGUUGGGUAUCUCCUCGCACGCGUGCCCAACACACCUUCUCCCUGCUCUUCGGCGACAAGCAGGAAGCUGCACUCAGAGAGCAGGGCAAAGUUCAGACUACCGAGCAACUCGGUGAAUGGGACUAUGGCGCCUACGAAGGUCUCAAGCCGGCUGAGAUCCGCGACUUGCGCAAAUCGAAAGGCUUGGAUACCGAGAGAAAGUGGGAUAUUUGGCGUGAUGGGUGUGAGGAUGGCGAGUCGCCUGAUCAGGUUGCUGCCCGCAUUGACGAGUUGAUUGUCAAGAUUAGAGAGCUGCAGGGUCCCAACAUGAACGGCGAGCAACCUUGCGAUGUUGUUCUUGUCGCUCACGGUCAUCUCACUAGAUGCUUCGCAAAGAGAUGGUUAGGUUACCCUCUGGAUAUGAACCUGAACUUGAUGAUGGAGCCCGGUGGUGUUGGUGUGUUGAGUUAUUCUCACCACAAGGUCGACGAGCCUGCUCUUCUACUCGGCAUUGGUUUCCCUGCCGAGUCUUGAGGGAUUGUGCUGAUAUUGUAGAGAUAAACUGAAUGUACAAAGCAGAGAGGCCAAAGCCAUUGCGCGAAUCGAA